Messenger RNA from Carlito syrichta (Philippine tarsier), 1715 nucleotides. It is a transcript of the gene DAPK2, whose product is annotated as death associated protein kinase 2. The transcript has 11 exons. Gene Ontology annotation, molecular function: protein serine/threonine kinase activity; ATP binding. NCBI's taxonomy places the organism in Eukaryota, Metazoa, Chordata, Mammalia, Primates, Tarsiidae. Gene Ontology annotation, cellular component: cytoplasm; nucleus. Bases 1 to 1113 code for a protein of 370 amino acids. Gene Ontology annotation, biological process: intracellular signal transduction; protein phosphorylation; positive regulation of apoptotic process. The record is from RefSeq and is a predicted model, not a curated record.
AUGGUCCAGGCCUCCAUGAGGAGCCCAAACAUGGAACCGUUCAAGCAGCAGAAGGUGGAGGACUUCUACGACAUUGGAGAGGAGCUGGGGAGCGGCCAGUUUGCCAUUGUGAAGAAGUGUCGAGAAAAGAGCACGGGGCUGGAGUAUGCGGCCAAGUUCAUCAAGAAGCGCCAGAACCGGGCUAGCCGGCGGGGCGUGAGCCGGGAGGAGAUCGAGCGGGAGGUGAGCAUCCUGCGGCAGGUGCUGCACCCCAACAUCAUCACGCUGCACGACGUCUACGAGAACCGCACCGACGUGGUGCUCAUCCUUGAGCUAGUGUCUGGAGGAGAGCUCUUCGAUUUCCUGGCACAGAAGGAGUCACUGAGUGAGGAGGAGGCCACCAGCUUCAUUAAGCAGAUCCUGGAUGGAGUGAACUACCUUCAUACGAAGAAAAUUGCUCACUUUGAUCUCAAGCCAGAAAACAUCAUGUUGUUAGACAAGAAUAUUCCCAUUCCACACAUCAAGCUGAUUGACUUUGGCCUGGCUCACGAAAUAGAAGAUGGCGUUGAAUUUAAGAACAUCUUUGGGACACCGGAAUUUGUUGCUCCAGAAAUCGUGAACUAUGAACCCCUGGGUCUGGAGGCUGACAUGUGGAGCAUCGGCGUCAUCACAUACAUCCUACUUAGUGGAGCAUCUCCUUUCCUGGGUGACACGAAGCAGGAAACGCUGUCAAACAUCACAGCAGUGAGUUAUGACUUUGAUGAAGAAUUCUUCAGCCAGACUAGUGAGCUGGCCAGGGACUUCAUUCGGAAGCUUCUGGUUAAAGAGACCCGGAAACGGCUCACAAUCCAGGAGGCUCUCAGACAUCCCUGGAUCACGCCGUCGAACAGCCAGCAAGCCAUGGUGCGCAGGGAGUCCGUGGUCAAUCUGGAGAACUUCAAGAAGCAGUAUGUCCGCAGACGGUGGAAGCUGUCCUUCAGCAUCGUGUCCUUGUGCAACCAUCUCACCCGCUCGCUGAUGAGGAAGGUGCAUCUGAGGCCAGACCAGGACCUGAGGAACUGUGAGAGUGACACCGAGGACGACGUCGCCAAGAGGAAAGCCCUCCACCCCCGGAGGAGGAGCAGCACUUCUUAACUGGCCACUGGCUGUGGCCACUAAGGAGGUCCAGCCCAGCAGAGCUUCCUUCCACACAGACUCUGGGACCUGGCUUGUCACCAGCACCUGGGGGUUCUGCGUCCCUGAGCACUUUGCAAGAGAGGUGGACUGCAGGCUUCCAGAGACUACAGGCGAGCCAGGAGGCCCUGGGAUCUGUGGCUGCCUCCCAUGGAGGUGGCACCGCCAUUCCCCAAGCUCUUUAUUCUCCGUAAAACGGGCUUUCAUCUGUCUGCCGACCUCAGAACCUGGGGUGGGGGGUGUGGACCCAGGAAAACAAUGUAAAGGAACCCAUCAUCAUCACGGGGUGAAAGUCAUCCUCAGGAAGCUUUCCUCACAAGGUGAGGGAGCUCAGAAUCAGCCUGGUCAAAAAUGACACCAGGAAGACUGAGCCCUCCUUCAUGGGAAUAGGGUGAGGGAGGAAAAUGAACCUUGGGUGUGAGGGGACCAGUCCUGAGUCCUCCCAGAACCCACAGGAGUCAGGACAUCAGGCUGACCAACAUGUCAGACCUUCUGAAGCAGCCCAUUGGCAGCCCACAAGGUCGUAAUGUUUUUCGUUUUUAUUAAACUUCUGGCUUACCUAA